UGCCGCGAACUCGCCGCAAACGAAUGUUAAAUAUCAGAGAAGAAGACGAAGAAGCGACGCCUGAUACCCAGCGAGGAUUAACUCUCUAUACUUAACCAUGACGUCACGCGUGAAAGAUUGCAUCUCUGACAAUCAGUUCGAAUUAACUAUAGAAGUUCCCUUUCCUUCACAAAAGGAACUAUCCAUCGCACUCCAGUCCUUGUCCCCUGAUAUGGAACCAGGGAAAGGCGGUACCAUAAAAACUGUGAAUGCUACAGCCAAUGCACUGUCUGUAAAAUGGAAUGCUGUUGAAGCUCGCAGUCUUCGCGUGUCAGUAGGCUCCUUUUUAGACCACUUAGCGCUUGUGAUGGAAACUAUGGAAGCAUUUGGACAACCAGCUCUGUAGUGAAACCUUUGGAACAUGCUGACAAGAUACACCCAGUUCUACACUUAAUUAUCUUUUAAUUAACAUAUAUUGUAGAAGAUUAAUUAACAUAUAUUGUAGAAAUAUUGCAUCCUGUAUAGAUGUUUAUGUAAUAAAAAAACAGUGUCAACUUGUGGACAAAAAAUAUAUUUUUUUAAAUCUGUGGAUGCACUCUACAAUCCAAUUUGGGAUCUAUGAUUAACUACUAGACAAUGUAUUGAGAAUUUAUCCCAGCAGGUUAUGAUUUAAUAUGCAGUAGGCAAACAGAAUAAGUAUAUAUUCAUACUUUAAAAAGUGACUAGUCUGUGGGAUGACAGAACUAUCCAGCAUUUGGUGACAUUAAGCAUUGUGAGAAUUAUAGAUUUUAGAUUAAGUACUAAAUAGUAUUAUAUCUAGAUUUGAAUUAGUAAGUGACAAUGUGACAGAUGAUAAUUCAUUUUUUUAUGCACCCUCACAAACAGCCAUGAUUUCAGUAACAACAGCAAGAGAUGAUAAAUAUAAGGAAUAUCUUGUAUAGUCUGUAACUAUGACCAAUUCAGUUGAUUGGCUUAAAUAGUUUCACUUAUCCCAAUGUUGAGGAAAAACAUUUUCAAAAAAAGUUUCCAUCAUUAAAUAGAAUCAGUCUUGCCCUCAGUCAAACACUGUUGGGAAUAGGAUUUCCUUUUUUAUUUUUUUUUAUUUGGGGGAUUAGUCCAAGUACUGAAGAAACAGAUAUGUUUUUAGUUGUCAUUUAAAGACUUUACAGACAUCUAGAAGUGCGUGCCAAAAGUGUUUGGAUGCAUGUCUUUCCUGAUCCCUGAUUGAUGCAAUGAUUAAAUGUAUUAUUUUUAAAUUAAAUGAAAAUAUUAUUAAUUCAGUCUUUACGUUAAUGUGUGUUUAUGUGAAAUUGAAAUAAAAAAAGGUUUACUGUGUAAUAAAGACUUAUUAGAAGGUUAAAAAUCCA
This is a messenger RNA of Clarias gariepinus (North African catfish), 1346 nucleotides long. Its product is annotated as EKC/KEOPS complex subunit LAGE3. NCBI's taxonomy places the organism in Eukaryota, Metazoa, Chordata, Actinopteri, Siluriformes, Clariidae. Bases 98 to 385 code for a protein of 95 amino acids. The record is from RefSeq and is a predicted model, not a curated record. The transcript has 3 exons. Gene Ontology annotation, cellular component: EKC/KEOPS complex.